Tribolium madens (black flour beetle) is the source of this 2045-nucleotide messenger RNA. RefSeq names its product dolichyl-diphosphooligosaccharide--protein glycosyltransferase subunit 2 (gene OstDelta). NCBI's taxonomy places the organism in Eukaryota, Metazoa, Arthropoda, Insecta, Coleoptera, Tenebrionidae. Gene Ontology annotation, cellular component: membrane; oligosaccharyltransferase complex. Bases 80 to 1900 code for a protein of 606 amino acids. Gene Ontology annotation, biological process: protein N-linked glycosylation. The transcript is spliced from 3 exons. The record is from RefSeq and is a predicted model, not a curated record.
CUUGUCAAGUCUACCAACUGUCAAAUUUUGUGAUGUACGUGUCGGUGUUGUAAUGUGCCGGUGAUUUUUCCACAAUAAAAUGCAUUUCAAACUCCUACUAUUACCUGCACUUGUAUUUAUAUUCAGUACCGCCACUCAUGCAAGCGUUGGAGGUUACAUUUGCCCUAAUGAUCGAAAAAAGUUAUUGACUGUCUUAGUUAAGGCUUUAAUAAACGUACAAGGCGACUUUUCAACACCCUAUUAUGGCAUUAAAGGCUUUAAGGCUCUUAACGAACAACUGGCGCCUGUUCUAGUCAAAGAUAAUUGUGCACAUAUAAAAAAAUCUUACAAAGCUGACUGCAGUCCUGAGGAGAAUUUCCAGGGAUUGUCGGCUUGGUAUCUGUUGGGGUGUUCCGGAAAACUUCACACUGAUGCUACAAUUAACAAUUUGAGAACUGUCCUAGAAAGCGAUAAAUCAACAACGACUGAUAUUCGAUACGCUGCUGAAACAUUAAAAUUACUAGGGGCUGCAAUCCCAAAUGGAGCUAAAGUCGCCCAACUCAUCCAAACCAAACUUAAGGAAGAUGACAGUUUGCAAAGUCUAGGGCACGCAUUACACGCAGCUGCCCUUCUAGGCACUGCCGGUAACUUCAUCCAAGACCGCAUUGAAGAAGUCGUAGUUCAAGCUGAUGAAGUCGAUGGAAAACUCCUCCAAUGGGAAGGGGGCCUCACCACCACUUCUCUUCUCAUAACCGGCCUUCUGCGUUUUCCUGGAGCCAAGCCUCUCAACGCCCAACAAGCCGAAAAACUGGCAACUUAUUUACUAACCAGACGAACAGUCCAGACCCCUAAAGGAGCCCUAGCUUUGGUAGAAGCAACCACUAGCUUGGCUUCAAGCGACGUCUCCCCUGUCAGUAUCACAAUCGCAGGCCCCGCUCAAGUCACCCUCGACAAACCUGAGCUAAAAAUACAUAUUUCGGAUAUUCUUGGUAGGCCCUUGAAGGCCCCCCCGACUCCAGUCGUGGCCCAAUCAGCGACGCGAAUCACCGACGAUGUGGUGGUUUUGUCCAAACAGCCCCUCAGCCCCGGGACUACCCCAGUUGAGUUUAUUUUGCCAUUGCGACUCGAGCCAGGACAAUAUCGCAUCGCUCUCACCGCAGGCGCGCAUUCCACCACAUUGACUGUCAGGGUUUUGGGGCCGGUGACGCUCGAGUGGCUGCAAAUCGGGUUGGGGGACGCGGACGGCAGUGCAGCCCCCAGACUUACUAAACUGCAACAUCCCUCAAAACUGCCCAGUCCUCUACGUGCCGAUUCGAGUCAUCAUCUUGUUGCUAAAUUUUCAAUUUCGCGAGUCGUACAUCAAUCAUUUUUGCGGCUUUAUUCCGGCAAGAAAGAGAUUGUAUUUGUUGCUGAGCCUGACAGUAGUAAACUGUACAAAAUUGGGGUUAAUUUAGCUUCGGAAUUGGCCCAUUCUGGGACUUUUGAAAUGGAAUUGAUUUUGGGAGACUCGGUGAUGAGUAAUCCCAUUCGUUGGGUCCUUGGUACGAUCGAGGUUAAUUUGAGUACACCCGAACCGGAGAUAAAAUCACUUAGGGGGCCUAAACCCGAAAUUAAACAUCUUUUCAGACAGCCGGAAAAACGACCACCGGAAAUUGUUUCAAUGCUUUUUACAGGAUUGACGGCUUCUCCGUUGUUACUUUUGGUUAUUUUGUGGUGGAAAAUUGGGGUGAAUUUUGGCGGGUUUACCACACUUUCAGUACCAUUCCAUGUCGGUUUUGGGGGGAUUUUGUAUUUGUUUUUCCUGUUUUGGUGGAAACUAGACAUGUUUACUACUUGUGCUUGGCUGAUUCCAAUAGGAGGUUUCACGUUUUUGGCCGGUCAUAAGUUAUUGAGUCAUAUAGCAAAACACAAAAAAGCAUGAGAUAACACUGAUUGCAUUGCAACUUAGUGUCCAAGUUUUGUUGUUUAAUUUGUUUAAAUUUGCUUCAAUUCGUCCCAAUGUUACGUUUUUAAUACGCCGGCAUAUUUGUAAAGACUUUUGUAAGAAAUAAAAUACAGUACUGGUA